Olea europaea var. sylvestris is the source of this 2395-nucleotide messenger RNA. RefSeq names its product ABC transporter D family member 1. The record is from RefSeq and is a predicted model, not a curated record. Gene Ontology annotation, biological process: very long-chain fatty acid catabolic process; long-chain fatty acid import into peroxisome; fatty acid beta-oxidation. The transcript is spliced from 11 exons. Gene Ontology annotation, molecular function: long-chain fatty acid transmembrane transporter activity; ABC-type transporter activity; ATP hydrolysis activity. Gene Ontology annotation, cellular component: peroxisomal membrane. Lineage: Eukaryota; Viridiplantae; Streptophyta; Magnoliopsida; Lamiales; Oleaceae. Bases 95 to 2380 code for a protein of 761 amino acids.
GCAUAAUAAGUUGAAACCAAUUUUUCUCUAGAUCUCAAGAAGACGGUAUUCUUAGCCACUGAAACUAUUAUCCAGAGGAGGUCUACCUUAAAAAAUGCCUUCUCUUCAGCUUCUACAGUUAACUGAACGUGGACGGGGCCUCUUGGCCUCGAGGAGGAAAACACUACUACUUGCAACUGGCAUCAUUGUUGCCGGUGGAACUGCUGCUGCAUACAUGCAAUCACGAAAUAGGUGUAGAAUUCAGAAUUCUUUGCUUCACUGCAAUGGAACUGAGGACAAUAAAGAAGAACCAAACAAUUUGAUUGGAAAGGAUAAUACUGUAACAAAGAGUAGGAAAAAGAGGGGAAGUUUGAGGUCUCUCCAAGUUUUGGCUGCUAUUCUUUUAUCUCGUAUGGGUCGAAUUGGGGCGAUAGAUAUUUUGACUUUGGUGGCUAUAGCGGUUUCACGGACUGCUGUUAGCAACAGAUUGGCUAAAGUCCAAGGGUUCCUUUUUCGUGCUGCUUUUCUCCGACGUGUACCGGCAUUUUUCCGUCUUAUUCUUGAAAAUAUUUUACUUUGUUUCCUCCAGUCAACUUUGCAUUCUACCUCAAAAUAUGUAACAGGGACCUUAAGUUUACGGUUCAGGAAAAUAUUGACAAAGCUUAUCCAUACGCAAUAUUUUCAGAAUAUGGUAUAUUACAAGAUGUCCCAUGUUGAUGGUCGGAUAACUAAUCCUGAACAACGCAUUGCAAGUGAUGUACCGAGGUUCUGUUCAGAAUUGAGUGACCUAGUACAAGAAGAUCUGAUUGCUGUUACUGAUGGGUUGCUUUAUACUUGGCGUCUGUGUUCAUAUGCAAGCCCAAAAUAUGUUUUCUGGAUAUUGGCCUACGUGUUGGGAGCAGGGACCACAAUCAAAAACUUCUCUCCUGCAUUUGGGAAACUCAUGUCCAAAGAACAACAGCUGGAAGGGGAGUACAGACAGUUGCAUUCACGAUUAAGGACCCAUGCAGAAAGUAUAGCAUUUUAUGGAGGUGAAAAUAGAGAAGAUUUUCACAUUCAGCGGAAGUUUAAGAGUCUUGUGCAGCAUAUGAGGGUUGUUCUUCAUGACCAUUGGUGGUUUGGCAUGAUUCAAGACUUUUUGCUGAAAUAUCUUGGUGCUACUGUUGCUGUUAUCCUGAUAAUAGAGCCCUUUUUCUCUGGCAACUUAAGGCCUGAUUCUUCAACUCUAGGACGUGCUGAGAUGUUGAGUAAUUUAAGAUAUCAUACGAGUGUUAUAAUAUCAUUGUUCCAGUCCUUGGGAACUCUUUCUAUAAGUUCAAGACGGCUCAAUCGCCUGAGUGGCUAUGCUGAUCGUAUUCAUGAACUCAUGGGAAUAUCGAGAGAGCUUGGUGUACGCGAUGCAUCUUCUGUGAAGACUGAUGGGAGCAGGAAUUAUGUUAGUGAAGCAAAUUACAUCGAGUUUGAUGGUGUCAAGGUUGUUACUCCAACUAACAAUGUAUUGGUUGAGGAUCUGACUCUGCGGGUUGAAGUAGGUUCUAAUCUUUUGAUUACAGGUCCAAAUGGAAGUGGGAAAAGCUCUCUUUUUCGAGUUUUGGGAGGUCUUUGGCCGCUGGUAUCUGGCCAUAUUGUGAAACCUGGAAUUGGUUCUGAUCUAAAUAAGGAAAUCUUUUAUGUGCCACAACGGCCUUAUACAGCAGUGGGGACUCUGCGUGACCAGUUGAUAUAUCCUCUUACUGCAGAUCAAGAGGUCGAACCUCUUACAAAAAGAGAAAUGGUUGACCUGUUGAAGAAUGUCGAUCUUGAAUAUCUCCUGGAACGUUACCCUCCUGAAAAGGAGGUGAAUUGGGGUGAUGAAUUAUCGUUAGGCGAGCAACAAAGACUGGGAAUGGCUCGUCUCUUCUACCAUAAACCCAAAUUUGCUAUCCUGGAUGAAUGCACAAGCGCUGUGACGACUGAUAUGGAGGAACGUUUUUGUGCUAAAGUUCUAGCAAUGGGAACAUCAUGUAUCACAAUCUCUCACCGUCCUGCUUUAGUUGCAUUUCAUGAUGUGGUCCUAUCCCUGGAUGGUGAAGGAGGCUGGAGUGUUCAUUAUAAGAGAGCGGAUUCUCCAGCUAUUACAGAAUCUGAAAACAGUAAAAAGAGAAAUUUGGAGACAGACCGCCAAAGUGAUGCGAUGGCUGUCCAACGUGCAUUUGCUAAUACAAAAAAGGAUUCGGCAUUUUCAGCAUCUAAGGGGCAAUCAUAUUCUGCAGAGUUAAUAGCAACAUCUCCUACUGACAAUGAUGAAUAUCCUUCGCCUGUCUUUCCACAAUUGCAAACUACUCCACGGCUACUGCCUUUGCGUGUAGCUGCCAUGUUUAAAAUACUGGUAAGUGAUCUUUACCACUUCAACUGUUUCUAGUGGCUAGGACUCGAA